Aspergillus terreus NIH2624 is the source of this 522-nucleotide messenger RNA. RefSeq lists its product as uncharacterized. The transcript has a single exon. The record is from RefSeq and is a predicted model, not a curated record. Bases 1 to 522 code for a protein of 173 amino acids. NCBI's taxonomy places the organism in Eukaryota, Fungi, Ascomycota, Eurotiomycetes, Eurotiales, Aspergillaceae.
AUGGCCGCCACCGGUCCCUCUCCGCUCCCCCCCACCGAGAUCCUCUCCUCGAAGCCCAUCUCGCAACAGGCCGCGCAUGACUUCCUGGCCGCCUACUUCGAGCGCGCAAACAUCGACCCUGCGUACCAGCCCAGCGCGGGAAUCAGCGAACAUGGCCCUGUCUCUCGCUCCACGGCUGCUGCGCCGAAUCUCAUCCUCCACAAUCUGAAGCGUGUCCAGGCAGGUUUGGCUGGCGAGGUGCUCGGGCGCGAUCUUUCCCUGGCGAACCUCAAUGGCGAGAGCGCCGAUGCCACGCUGCAGACGAAGAACGCUCCCGCAGGUGAAGGUGACUGGGAGGAUGCGAAAAAAUUCGAGCUGGAAGCGUUUGUCCCGGUUCAGGACGAAGAUCCUACGCCUAAUAUGGAUGUGGAUGCCGCCGAGCCCGCUCAAGACGGAGCCAUCGACAAGGAAGAGAGAAAGAGGAAGAAGAAAGAGCGCAGAUUAGCAGAGAAGAAGGCCAAAGCGAAGGCGGAGGCUGCCUAA